This is a messenger RNA of Trypanosoma grayi, 1113 nucleotides long. RefSeq names its product secretory carrier membrane protein 3. Gene Ontology annotation, cellular component: trans-Golgi network membrane; recycling endosome membrane. The record is from RefSeq and is a predicted model, not a curated record. Bases 1 to 1113 code for a protein of 370 amino acids. Lineage: Eukaryota; Euglenozoa; Kinetoplastea; Trypanosomatida; Trypanosomatidae. Gene Ontology annotation, biological process: protein transport. The transcript has a single exon.
AUGUACAAAUUUGGAGAUGAGGUGGACGGACUGAAAGACGUGUACGACUUCGGCGGUGCAGGCCAUAAUGAUGAGGCACCACCUAACAGAACAGACUCACCGGAAAGUCCAAGCCGCUUGGAAGACAUAAAGGUCCAUUCCGAUGAAGGGGAAGAAGACCAAACUGCGGACAACCAGGUCGAUUUUGGCGGGAGAGAAUCGAUCUUGGAGACCGCACCACAUCCUUCGGUUUUUGGACCCGAUUACCAACCCAAUCUUGGCAAUGGGGCUUCUUCCAAUUUCUCAUCUUCGGACGAUGCUGCUAAUAAAGACAAACGGAAAGGAGACCACAAAAAGUUCGUUGCAAAGGAGGUUCUAGGGCUGAACAAGAAAAGUACUAGUGGCAUGACACCAGAGGAAAAAAAACAAGCCUUACUUGAAGAGCGAUGGAUGAAAGCUAUGAGGGAAGAAAGACGUUUGAAUGAACUAGAAGCUCAGGUGUCAUACCGCAUAGAGAGGACAACCGAGGCGAAUUUGAUUCCCAACUUUCCUCCCAGGUUUUUGUGUAUUAAGCCUAUUGUACACCAUGACCUUGCAGUUGUUCCUGAAGUACGAAGAGGUUUUGUGCGACUCGCCUACAUGAAUUGGUUUGCUACCUGCAUACUGCUAAUCGUUAACAUGUGUGUUGCUAUUGGUGUGGUUUUUGCACCGUACCGAGAAGGUGCUGAAAAAAAGUUCAAGCCUGCGCAAAACACCGCUCUCGCAAUUGUAUAUCUGAUAGGUAUCCCUCUGGGUUUUAUUAUGUGGUACUGGCAGGUCUAUGGUGCCUGUUCAACAGGACGUCAUACCAAACAUUUGCUCAGUCUAUGUGGUUUGAUCGUGGCGUUCGCUUUUAGCGUCUUCAUGUUUGCGGGCCCUAUUGAUUGCGGUGCGUGCGGAAUUGCAUUGGCAUCAGAUAUAUCGAAGACAAAGCCGAAGGGUGUUGUGGUACCUGUUGUCGUGGUGCUUGUUCUGUGGGCUGCCGAGGCUGGCUUUCUGUGCUACUGUAUCGUUCGACAGUGGAAGUAUUAUCGUUUGGAUGUCAACGCACAACAGGAGGCUCGACGUCACAUGCAGAAUAUCAUCGGUGUGUAA